Diorhabda carinulata is the source of this 1591-nucleotide messenger RNA. RefSeq lists its product as uncharacterized. NCBI's taxonomy places the organism in Eukaryota, Metazoa, Arthropoda, Insecta, Coleoptera, Chrysomelidae. Gene Ontology annotation, biological process: angiotensin-activated signaling pathway. The coding region runs from base 886 to 1299 and encodes 137 amino acids. Gene Ontology annotation, cellular component: plasma membrane. The transcript has 5 exons. The record is from RefSeq and is a predicted model, not a curated record.
AAUUUUCAUCCUCCUCUCAUUUUUCCCCACUUUUCAUCGUUUUUAAAAGUCUUCAUCUAUUAGUACAGGGUGGACCAAAAACCGCGUGCAAUUUUACAAACUCUCUUGCGUUUGAACGUUGCGAGAGGGAGCUGCGCGCGUGGUGGGGAUGAGUAACUAGGUUCUCGGAAAUUUACUCGCUUCAUUCGGCGUUCGUUUCGACGCGAGUGAGGUUGGAUUACACGACUUUCAAAAUCAACAAUCUGUCACCGUAAAUUCUAAUCGAUACAUAACCCUGUUGAGAGAUCUUUUCUGCAAAAAUUUGAAAUCUAUAAUCGUACGAGAUGGUUUCAACAAAAUGGCGCGACACGUCAUACUUCUAAUGCCUCUUCGGCGGUCGUAAACCAAGAAACUGAUAUCUCGCCAAUACAUGGCCGCCUAGAAGCCCCGACCUAACACCACCGGAUUUUUUAAUAUCAUCAACAAAAAGUGGCAACUAUUCCCCGCGAGUUUUUACCUAUUUGAGAUCUAUGUUCGAGGAAUUUUUGCACACCUGGAUGAUAUUAUUUUCAAAAAAUUAAUUUCCAUGAUGUAUAUUUCAAAUAAAAUAAAAAAUUAUAACUGGAUUAUUUAUAGUUUUUUUCAUUAUUAUUUUUCUAAAUUCGCAAAACUUCUGGCCCGCCCUGUAUUUCGAAUCGUAUCGUGACAUCCUGUAUAUCCAUUUUGCGACAAUUAUUGGUAGUAUUUUUCAUACCGAACAAAUAUUUUAAUUUCGUUAAUUACGCAAGAAACUGGUGAUAGCAAACGCAAAUAACACUUCGUUCGCAACCUUUAUAAUUCGCGUUACCUUGAUUAAGUCACCGCAUAAAAUAAUGUGAAAAAAACCGUAUAUGUGAAAAAAAAAAAAUGCCCGUCUAUUUGGAAUUCCAGAAGAUCAAGUUUAAAGACCCUACGACGUUGUUGAAGAUUGUGGUGGUAAUUCACUAUUUAUUAUCAGUACUUGGUGCCAUAGGUAGUUUUAACCCAUUCGUAUAUUUAUUUUACAAUUUCGUUGUAAUAUUUCUAUUAAUAUGGAGCAUAUAUGGAAAAAAUGACGAACCUUUAAAAUUGGCUAUUGUUAUAAAUAUGUGCUCAAUAAUUUUAGACGCUUUAUAUAUAGUAGCACUUGCAGAUGAUUUAUCAGGUUUUAGAAAUUCUUUAUCAGCUGCUGCUUCGCUUAUACACUUAAUUUUUAGACCUUUCAGCAUUUUACUUUUGAUAAAAAAAGAGGAAAAACGAAAUAUUCCUAUUGAUACUGUUUGUUCUAGAGAAUCCGGAUAGAGAAACUCAAACUGUGGAAAAUUACGAUUUUCCGACCUUUAAGAAAAAUAAACUAGUCAUAUCUUAAUAAUUAGUGAUAAAAAUGAGAUUUUCUACAGGUGGCUCACAAAAAUGUACUUGCUCACGUUCCAAAUGAAAGUUUCCAUAAUCAUCAAUCAUUUUGAAUCAUUUCUGCAUUUAUGAGAUACAGAGUUGUCAAAAUGAUCAUAAGUUUGUGUAAGUGAUUUGAUCAGAAAAAAAAAAGAAUUUGUACAAAUUUUGAAGGAAAUAAAACACUAGUAGUAACAAAAAA